This is a messenger RNA of Cuscuta campestris, 856 nucleotides long. Lineage: Eukaryota; Viridiplantae; Streptophyta; Magnoliopsida; Solanales; Convolvulaceae. The record is from the annotation of a GenBank genome assembly.
CUACUCUCACCCGGGCCAUCCUCUAAAAUUCAAAUCCCUGGAGCUUUUGUUCGCUUUGUUCUGUUUUCUUCUUACAUUAAGGCCUUUUCACCCGCCUCCAAUUCUCCUAAAAGCUCCAGCACCGGAGUCUUUUAAUUUUACAGACACAAACUGCCAUUGGAGUUGAUUUACAGAGGUUUUGCGCCUGGGAAAAGAAAAACCACUCAUUGGCUGGGAAAGUUUACCAAAUGAGAAGAAAUCUAAGAAGCACGGCAGCAAAAAAGACCGAGUUUGAGGAUGUGCCAAUUGAGCCUCUUUCUGGAAAACCUUUUUUUGAUCAUGUCAUCUCAGAAAAUAAACCCUUAUAUCAAAUGGUCUUUCCACCCAGAAUGUACUCUGAUCUCCCUAAUGGAACUGUUGAAGCAGUGAUCAUGCAUGGGAAAAACACUUGGGAAACCACUCUGUACGGAAACAAGACCAAGAAAAGCCUGGACACUCAAACAUGGAGACACUUUUUGGACGACAAUAAUCUGAGACCCGGAGAUGCGUUGAUUCUUGAGGUGAUGGAGAGCAGCCAGGUUUUCUUAAAGUUUAAAGCUCAGAUACUGAGAGGCGACUUCCCUGUGGAACUCGACACACAGAUUGAUGGGGGUACACCAGAAAAUGCAAUCUCAAUUGAUUAGUGUGUUCAGUCAUCUAGGAUUUAAUUUUGGGUUUCACAUUGCCACCUUACAUCCUUCGUCUACUACCAUUAUUGAGUGACAUAUACUCCCCCGUCCUAAAACUUUCUUCCCAGAGCACUAUUCCAACUUCACGGGAAUUUAUAUUUAUUUGUGUUUUUUCAUGGCCUAUGAUAAAAUAAAAUAUUCUUGUCACC